Molecule: messenger RNA, 1566 nt
Organism: Dictyostelium discoideum AX4
Lineage: Eukaryota; Evosea; Eumycetozoa; Dictyosteliales; Dictyosteliaceae
Exons: 6
Coding region: 1-1566 (521 amino acids)
Molecular function (GO): nucleic acid binding; RNA binding
Source: RefSeq, a predicted model, not a curated record
AUGAAAAUGGAAGUUGAACCAAUAAGUCAAGAAUUUGAAUUAGAUUCCGAAGUUGAUAUUUGUAAUGUUUUUGUAAAAUAUUUACCAUGUAAUUUUUCAGAAAAAGAAUUAUAUGAUCUAUUUGAACAAUUUGGAGAAAUUGUAAAUACAAAAGUUAUGGUUAAUAUUAAAACUGGAAAUAGCUUAGGAUAUGGAUUUGUAAGAUUUUUAAAUCCAGAAAAUGCUUGUGAAGCAAUUAAAAAUAUGAAUAGAUAUCAAGUUGGAUAUAAGACACUUUUAUGUAAAUUAUCGAAACCAUCAAAUUCACCACCAGUGUCUCCAUUUGUAGGUAACAAUGGAAAUGGUGGUAUUAGUUGUUGUGUACCAGAUUCAAAUGGUGGUGCAACUACUUCACCAUCCCAAACUGAACAACAAAGAGAUCCAUCAAAUACUCUUUAUGUUAGAGUAUUAUCACCAACAAUUACUGAUGCAAUUUUAAACUCAACAUUCUCUCAAUUUGGUGAAGUUAUUGAGGCUCAAGUUUUAAUUGAUGCCAGUAGUGGAAAAAGUAAGAGAGCCGGCGUUAUUAAAUUCUCAAAUAUUCAUUAUUCAACAAAUGCUUUACAAUCAAUGUCUGGUUCUUUAAUUUUAGGUGAAACUCCUUUAGUUGUUAAGUAUGCACCUAAUGGUAAAAAACAAUCAAUUCAAAUUCCUUAUUUAUCAUUAUCAAAUUCAUCUAUAUCAUCAACAUCUUCUUUAACACCAAGUCCCACAACUAACUCAAUUUCUUCUUUAACAAAUAUUCCAAAUCGUUCAUCUUCUCCAAAUCAACCUCAACGUCCAUCAUCUCCACAACCACAAAAAUAUAAUAAUAAUCAAUCAUCUCAACAACUACAACAACAGCAGCAACAAUCAAUACAACCAAUAUCAAUUCCACAACCACCACAAUCAAUUCCACAACCACCAUUACCAUCAAUUCCUCCACCACCACAAUAUUCAUAUGUUUAUCAAGGUGAGCCAUAUCAAGGUUAUUAUGCAUCACAAGAAUAUAAUUCAAAUUCAUACUCAAAUAAUUAUUAUGAUCAUUAUUCAAAUGGUGUUUACUCAACAAAUGGGGAAUUACAUUCCACUUCCCCACAACAAAGUUAUUCAUGGCAACCAACUGAUCAAAAUUAUUACGUAUAUCCAACAGCAACAUCAUAUUAUUAUCAUCAUCAUCAUCAUAUUCCACAACCACAACAACCAAUUGUAUACGCACAACAAUACCAACCUCAACAACCACAACAACCGCAACAACAAUCACCACCAUCCUCACCAAAAUAUACUAAAACUAUAAAUAAUAAUUCAGUUUCAAUUUUGGUUUGCACAUUUAAAGGAAGUUUAGAAUAUUCAAAUUUAAUCCAGAUUUUUUCAAAAUAUGGAGAUUUAAAAAGUAUAAAUAUAAAUAUAAAUCCAAAUAGUAACAAAACAAAAUGUUUCAUAUCUUUUAAUAAUGCAGAAAAUGCAAUUUUAGCUCAACAAAAUCUUGAUGGACAAAAAAUUCAAGGAAAUCAAUUUAUCCGAGUCAAAUUCUUAUCUCUAAAUUAA